Molecule: messenger RNA, 1014 nt
Organism: Necator americanus (New World hookworm)
Lineage: Eukaryota; Metazoa; Nematoda; Chromadorea; Rhabditida; Ancylostomatidae
Exons: 10
Coding region: 1-1014 (337 amino acids)
Source: RefSeq, a predicted model, not a curated record
AUGGGUCCUGUGCUAGACACCUUCGGACAAGGAAUCCUCGAGUACGCAAUCGUCGUUGACGAUUUCUUUUCUCCUUCGUUUCCGAUAGCAGAUGUUCUUUUCCAUCGUGUGGCUAAGUCGUAUUUUCGCACGAAGGAGAGAAUGAUCAGAACCACUACAAAAGGUUGGUACUACCGAGACGUCAAGUGGACACCACAACCGACCCUGGCAGUUGGCUCCGUGUUCAAUCCACCGAUGUCACAAGCUCCUUUGCUUCAGACCUGUCUUGCCCCGCCUGGAGCUGAUCCAGGAUCCACUUCAAAUAUUCAGAAGUUGCUGAUCAUCUUUGCAGUCGCCGACGUUAUCUCUGGACAAACCAGUGAUUCGUCUGGUGGAAGCGAUGCUAGCCCAGGUGUGACUACCACCACGAUUGCUCCAAGUGAAAACACGAUGUGCCCACAAAACCAAGUGAUAACCGAUGCUGUAAGGAAUACAUUCCUAACACGUAUCAAUCAGAUAAGAUCACGAGUUGCUCGAGGCCUUUUCGUCACGAGUUCAGGAGUGUAUGCUCGUCAAGCACUAAAAAUGAUUAAACUUACCUACAGUUGCCCCGCAGAAACCAGUGCCAACAACUGGGCUGUACGGUGCCAGAACAUGGACUCGGGGACAACUGCUUAUGCUGAGACCAGAUACAUUUAUCAGGGAACUACUGCUGUCUAUGACACCGUCGCAAGAACGGCUGUGAACUCUUGGAGGGAUGAAGUAAAUACUGGAAGUCUGCCCAUGGCUGGGACGACACCACAGUAUAUUUACCAAACAAAUCUUGGAAUACCAAAUUUUGCAAAGAUGGUUUGGGACACUGAGAGGCAAGUUGGCUGCUCGAUAACAAGAUGCUCUACAUUUACGAACGUGGUUUGCCACUUUACUCCAAGAGGAGGUAUUGCUGGCUCUCAAAUGUACAAGCCAGGGCCCUUCUGCAGGCGUUGCGCAAACAUUGGGUUGCCUACCUGUUCUGAUGGACUUUGCAGCGCUUGA